GCAUGAUAUGCUCAAGUCACUGGUACACAAAGCAACGACAUCUGUGUCGAUCUGCAUCCAGUUGAUCUGCCUAAACUGACGGGUCUAAUGGGGUGGGUCUGAUCUCCUUGUCUUAGUCGUAGCCGAAUGUUGGCAUUUUCAUAGAGGUUAGUUGGUACGAGGAAGAAAGUGGCAUCCCCGCUCUUCCUUUUGAGGGCGUGCACCUGGUUCGUCGGUCAGCUCAUCGUUCAUCGUGCUACAAGUAACGUCCACUGCCUUGCGGCAUUGAUAAGAAGUUGCUUGAUUGCGUCGUGUAGAUCAUAUCAAUCAUGAAGUCACUGUGGAGAUUGCUCCUGUCGGUCAAGACGAACCCAGUGCCCAUCCAGGACAGGGUCACACAGCAAGAUGGCUCCUUAAGAGACACUGAUCACAGCCCCAAGACUUGCCAAAACAAUUCAGGAGGUGCACAGGAACCCGAUGUUGUAGCAGCAGCUUCCCAGGAAGCCUCAUGCUGCAAUGGAGCCGGUGCAGAGGAAAAGCAUAGCACCGCUAACAGCUCUCCAUGGGGAGAUGGCUGCAGCUCAAAUGCAUGUCAAUGCACAGCCAAAACAGCAGCUUCAGAGCCUCUUGUCACAGCAGGCAUCAGCCCAAGCAGAGGCAAGGUCCUCUUUGGAUCACAGAAGGGGACCUCGUCGACCUUGGCUGGCCAGCUCGCAGAGCAGGCUGCAGCACAGGGCGUCCAGCUGGCAGUGAUGGACCUAGGGGUCUUUGAGGUCGAGCAGCUGUGGAAGGAGCAGCUGGUGAUCAUUGUCACCUCCACCUACGAGGAUGGCACACCGCCCAACAAUGCCAGGUGGUUCUGUCAGUGGCUGGGAGCGAGCUCGACAGACUGCCGGGUGGGAGCAGAUGCGCUGAAGGAUACCAGCUUUGCGGUGUUCGGCUGCGGCAACUCUCUGUAUGAGGCCAAUUUCAACAAGGUUGCCAUGACUGUUGAUGAGCAGCUCGGGGGCCUGGGCGGGCAGCGGCUGCUGCCAUGUGGGCGGGGUGACGAGGACACCGGCAAGAUGGAGCAGCAGUUUGCGGCCUGGAGUGACGCCCUGCUGCAGGCUCUCAGGGAGGGUCCCCCCUCUGAUGAGGCGGCUGUGGAACAGACCGAGGGUGAUGCUCGCUCUGACGGGUACUGCACCACAGACUCAGAUGACGAUGAAGCAGAACAGGAGGAGGAGGUGGCAGAUCUGGAGGACCUGGCAGGGCCGGUGAGCAGGAACGGCGUCGGAGACAGGGCAGCCAGCACGAGCGGGCGGGCGGCCGCAGAUAUCGGCGCGGACGCGGCCGCCGGCCCCAAGGAGAUGCUGACGCCGCCGCUGCGCGCUGCGCUGGGCAAGCAGGGCUACAAGCUUGUGGGGUCGCACAGCGGGGUGAAGCUGUGCCGGUGGACGAAGAGCAUGCUGCGCGGGCGCGGCGGCUGCUACAAGCACGCCUUCUACGGCAUCGAGAGCCACCGCUGCAUGGAGGCAACGCCCUCGCUCGCCUGCGCCAACAAAUGCGUCUUCUGCUGGCGCCACCACACCAAUCCCGUUGGCCGUGAGUGGCGGUGGAAAAUGGAUGGACCAGAGGAGAUCGUGGAGGGGGCGCUGAGUCACCAUGUGCGAAUGAUCAACGAGUUCAGGGGCGUUCCUGGUGUCAAGGCAGACCGCCUGGCAGAGGGCAUGCAGGUGCGGCACUGCGCGUUGUCGCUGGUGGGCGAACCGAUAAUGUACCCGGAGAUCAACCGCCUCAUUGCGCUGCUGCACGCCCGCCGCAUAUCCUCAUUCCUUGUCACCAACGCCCAGUUCCCUGACCGCAUCAGGCAAGCCCUUCUCUGCCUUUCACUGGCGCCUGUGACGCAGCUGUACGUGUCGGUGGACGCGGCGACGCGCGACGAGCUGAAAGCGAUAGACAGGCCGCUCUUCAAGGACUUCUGGCAACGCUUUCUGGACUGCCUCACCACCCUGCGCGACAAGCGCCAGCGCACCGUCUACCGGUUGACCCUGGUGAAGGGGUGGAACAUGGAGGCGGCCCAGGAGUACGCGCAGCUGGUGGCCCUGGGCCAGCCGGACUUCAUAGAGAUCAAGGGCGUCACCUACUGCGGCUCAUCCAGCGCAUCCUCCCUCACCAUGCACAACGUGCCCUACCACCAGGACAUCUGCGCCUUCGGUCAGGUCUUGUGCGACGCAUGCAACGGCGAGUAUGGGCUGUCCUGCGAGCACGCGCACUCGUGCUGCAUCCUGCUAGCGCGCAAGUCGCGCUUCCUCAUCGAGGGCCGCUGGCACACCUGGAUCGACUACAACAAGUUCCAGGAGCUGGCUGCUGGGACGUCGCCAUUCUCAUCACAGGAUUACAUGCUGCCCACACCGGACUGGGCAGUGUAUGGGGCGCCGGAGGCAGGCUUUGAUCCACUGGAGGCCCGAGUGAAAAAGGCCAGGAACCACCCCGCCAAGGCUGAAAUCGGAGGGUGCACAUAG
Coccomyxa subellipsoidea C-169 is the source of this 2483-nucleotide messenger RNA. RefSeq lists its product as hypothetical. The coding region runs from base 309 to 2483 and encodes 724 amino acids. Gene Ontology annotation, biological process: wybutosine biosynthetic process. The transcript is spliced from 11 exons. NCBI's taxonomy places the organism in Eukaryota, Viridiplantae, Chlorophyta, Trebouxiophyceae, Coccomyxaceae. Gene Ontology annotation, molecular function: catalytic activity; 4 iron, 4 sulfur cluster binding; FMN binding. The record is from RefSeq and is a predicted model, not a curated record.